Molecule: messenger RNA, 1464 nt
Organism: Tetrahymena thermophila SB210
Lineage: Eukaryota; Ciliophora; Oligohymenophorea; Hymenostomatida; Tetrahymenidae
Product: MFS transporter
Exons: 1
Biological process (GO): carbohydrate transport; transmembrane transport
Cellular component (GO): membrane
Molecular function (GO): carbohydrate:proton symporter activity
Source: RefSeq, a predicted model, not a curated record
AUGCACUCAUACCCUACUUAAAAUAGCUAUAGCAUAGUGUAUUAAUAUGCAGCUAUUAUUUCAAUAGGAUCUCUAGUUUUUGGAUUUUUUAUAGGCGUUUUUAAUUCAAUAUAGGCAUACGAAGUUUACUAUAACGAUUUAUAAAAUGACCCCAGCUAAAAAAGUAUUUUUGUAGGAUUGUGCAAUUCUUUAUUAGCUAUUGGAGCUAUAAUUGGUUCUUUACUAGCUCUUUUUUUCUAGAAAGUGGGUUUGUCUUAUAAGUUUCAAUCAAGUGCUAUGGAUAUUGUUGGUAUUUUAUCAUGUGCCAUUAUGAUUAUUGACCUCUACCCAAUUUACAUUUAUAUUGGAAGGAUACUUUGUGGGAUAUAUACAGGAGUUUAAACUGCCAUUUGUGUGAUUUAUAUUAAAGAGGUAUCGCCAAGUGAAGUAGUUGGUAAAGCUGGAACAUUUAAUCAGCUUUUUGUAACCAUAGGAUUAGCAAUAAGCUUUACUUUAAGCUUUUUUAUACCAUAGCAAUUUGAUUUUGAAGAACUUGGAAAUAUCUCAAAUAAAUAGAUGAAUAAUUACAUAUAAAAUUACAAGCUGAGAGUUUAGUUAAUUUAGUUAAUUCCUAUGCUCUUUAUGCUACUUAGAAUUAUAUUAAUGAGAAAAAUAAAAUUAAAUCCACCUUAAUACAAUAUUAAGGAAUACGAAACUUAUUUCACUAAAAUAUACCACACAGAAAAUGAAAUGCAAAUUAAAAUAAAGGAAAUUAAAGAUAUGUAGCAAUUCAGAAAUUUGCAAAGUGCUAGCAUUUAUCAUAGCCAAAGUAGCAAUUUAGCAACUUCAUCCUUUUGGAAAAGAUUUGCUGUGGGAUUCAUACUUAGUGGAAGUCUCUAAUUCACUGGGAUAAAUAUCAUAAUUUUCUACUCAAAUGAUAUAUUUUAAAAGAUGGGAAGUGGAGAAUCAGCAAAAGUCUACACUUUGAUCUUAGGAAUAUUGCAGACCGUAUUCACUUUAAUUUCGACUAAAUACAUAGAAAGAUAUGGCCGAAAGUUGAUGCUGCUGCUAGGAGAAGUACUAAUCAUAAUUGGAUUAGUAGUUGUAACUAUUUCAAGUCAUUAAAAUUUAGGUCUACUUAGUUUAUUUGCUAUUUUAACGCAUUUAUUAGGAUUUUCUAUUUCUUUUGGGCCAGUUGUUUGGGUGUACAUAGUUGAAAUUUUAGAAGAAAAAUAUGUAUUUUUUAUGAGUCUUAACAGUUGGUUGUUUACAAUAUUCAUAGGUCUUGGAGUUCCAUUUUUGAUGAGUAUAUUCAAUCUUUUUACUAUAUUCCUAAUAUUUAGUAUGAUUAACGUUCUAAUUUUAGUGUUUCUUAUAUUCUUCAUUAUCGAAACAAAAGGCAAGACAUUUAAUCAAAUAUAGAAUGAAUAUUACUAAAUUAAUAACACAGAUAUAAAUAAUGUUCCUCAUAUGGAACUGUAAUGA